Messenger RNA from Perognathus longimembris pacificus (Pacific pocket mouse), 12126 nucleotides. It is a transcript of the gene Tnrc18, whose product is annotated as trinucleotide repeat containing 18. The transcript has 29 exons. The record is from RefSeq and is a predicted model, not a curated record. Lineage: Eukaryota; Metazoa; Chordata; Mammalia; Rodentia; Heteromyidae. Gene Ontology annotation, molecular function: chromatin binding. The coding region runs from base 2027 to 10837 and encodes 2936 amino acids.
GGGGGGGGGCACGGCCGAGGGGCGUGGGUUCCCUGCUGGCGGCUGCGGAGCGGGGACGCCGGAGCGUUUUCGAUGAUACAGGCUGUUUUUAAUUAAAAGCCGGAAUUCAGCCAUUUUAACUGCAUUUCGGAGGGAGAAAAAGUAGGAAGAAAGCGGCGGAGCCCGCAGAUGGCCACGCCGGCUUCCUAGCCGUUGCCAGCCUGUUCGGAGAGGGCUUCACCCCGACUUUUCCAAAGUGGGGCGCGUGGGCAUGUUCCGAAGCGCUGAUUUUUUUUUUUUUUAGGAAAAGGAUACCUAAGAAUAUAUUUAAAAAAAUAAAUCACGGGAAACUCCUCGCCUCCUUGCGACCGGUAUCCUCGGAUGUGGCAAUCUUAGAUUUUUUUUUUCCAAAGUAAACGCGGAUCUGGUAACCAGAGCUGGAAACGGGAGGGAGAGAGGAAGAGGGGGUGUUUGUAACCAAAACCAUGUUAAAAUACCAAAGUUGGUGGGGUGGGGGGUGGGAUGGAGAAACUGAAGGGAGCCGGAGAACGCUGUGUGUGUGUGUGUGUGCGGCUUGAGGGUGUUGGGAACGGAGUUGGGGUGCAGGGCGGGUGGUGGCCGUUUGGGCUCCGGCCGGGCGUCUCGGCACCUCUCCCGGAGUUACCGAUCAGCCACCGAGGGCGGCCGGCCGGAGGACGGCUGAGAAAGGGUGGGCUCCACGACCCCCCCCCCCCUCUUCCCAACCCCACGGGAAUCGGCCAACGACAAAGCUUUUAAACAAACAUCUUGAAACGAACUACAGGGGGAUUUGCCCUGCGCUGGGGGGUGGCACCCCUCGGCCCCGCGCGGGCCUCUCCGCCCUCCCCCAAGCUUUCCUUUGUAGGUUAUUUUAAGGGUGUGUAAUGUGGGAAGGCAGGUUUGGAAGCGCUAUCCUAGAACUCCUUUUCUUUUCCGUCCGAUGUUCCCCCAAGUCCCAGCCACGGGGCCACGCGUCCUGGGAGCCGCAGAAUGAUUCCCAGGCCGGGGCGAUGGAAAAUGAAACCGAAGCUAGGUUUGGAGGAUUUUACAAAUCCUCCGGCGACCACGCCACGUCCUGGGGUCUUGGGGACCCAGGAUUCUGCGGCUCCAGGUGGCUCCGAUGCGGGCGGCAGGAGGGAGCGGCAAAGCCCCUUAAAAAUCAUAAGCCCUGUGCUUUUGCAGCAUCCCAUCCCAAUCGGGCAACCAUCACAAGAAACUAAGUACACUCCACUCAUUUGGCUUUUUUUUUUUUUAAAGCCACUACAGGAAAAUCAGACUGGGUUUGGGAGCGGGUAUGAAAAACAGACGAGGGGCCCAGAAAGGUUAAAUAUUAAACUUUACCGAUGAGAUAGUGUUGAGGGUGAUCUUCCCAGCAGCUCUGGAAGAGGCUUUACAGUUUUUCCACCCCGGAGGUUGUGACGCCCGGGAAUAAAACCCCUCUUAGGUGGUUUGUCUUAUUAGCCUUUCCGGGCACGGCCGGUUUGGCCUUCCCCGGUUUAGGGAGGACGCACCCGGCCAUCGCCGAGGCCGGGUUGGGGCUCUGCGCGCACCUGUCACUUCCCCAAAUCCAGUCCUUGGGAGCUGAGCCCUUUAGUAGGAAGGAAAACGUGGAUUUCUUUCUUUUUUUUUUUUUUUUAAGUUUUACCUUUCCGUAAAAAGGGUUCAACUCCCGAAUUUGUUUCUGGACACCCUCGAUCGACAGCCCCUGGCUCCGAAGGGCGCAAGGCGACUUGAUCAAACUUACAUUUUUUUCUCUCCUUUUUUCUUCUUCCCCCACCUUCCUCCCUUCCGUGGCUCGUCUUCUCCGCCAAGACACCGGGUGCGCCUCGCACAGCUCCGCCCGGCCGCCCCGAGAGGCCCUUCUGCCGGCCGUGCGCCCGGGGCCGCGCGCGGGCCGCCGCCAUGCACGCCGCGGAACCCCCGCCACCCGAGGCCUCCCGGACUGCGUCGAAGCCGAACUUUUAGUUCCCCGUGAUCGAGGCCGGCGGGCCAGGCGUGGGGGAGGCUGGCCGCGGCUCUCCCACGGAGGAUGGAUGGCCGAGACUUCGGGCCCCAGCGGUCCGUGCACGGCCCCCCGCCGCCGCUGUUGUCCGGCUUGGCCAUGGACGGCCACCGCGUGGGCGCGGCCACCGCCGGACGUUUGCCCGCGUCGGGCUUGCCGGGCCCGCUGCCGCCCGGGAAGUACAUGGCCGGUCUCAACCUCCACCCGCACCCGGGCGAAGCCCUCUUGGGCAGCUUUGUGGCCAGUGGGAUGGGGCCCUCGGCCUCGUCCCAGGGGAGCCCGGUGUCUCUGCCCUCUGACCUCUCCUUCCGCUCCCCCACCCCCAGCAACCUUUCCAUGGUGCACCUGUGGGCCGCCCAUGCCCAUGAAGGCUUUGCGCACCUGCCCAGCAGCCUGUACCCAUCCUACCUCCACUUGAACCACCUGGAGCCCCCCAGCAGCGGGAGCCCCCUCCUCAGCCAGCUGGGCCAACCCAGCAUUUUUGAUACCCAGAAAGAUGGCUUCUACCUGCCAGCCCCGGGGGCUCCGAGCGCCCUGCACUCGCACGCGGCUUCCUCCAGGACCCCUGGCGGCCCCGCAGCCAAGGGCUCCGCGCGGGACGUGGCCGGCAAGGAGCGCACGGGCCGGGGCGGCAGCGGCGGUGGCGGGGAGCCGCCCCCGCUGUUUGGCAAGAAGGACCCCCGGGCGCGGGAAGAGGUGGCGGGGCCGCGGGGCGUGGUGGACCUGACCCAGGAGGCGAGGAACGAGGGGCGGCAGGACCGCGGGCCCCCUCGCCUGGCCGACCGCCUGUCUCCCUUCGUGGCCGAGGUGAAGGCCAAGGGCGCCGUGCCACCAGCCCCUGGCGCCCGGAGCCUGUGCGGCGGCCCCGGGGAUGCGGGGCUGCCGCCCGCGCUGGUGGCCGAGGCGGCGGCACGGCAGGACGAGGGCGCCCGGCUGCUGCGCCCGCCCGCGCCCAGGCCCUGCGCAUCCCCGCCGCCGCUCCGGCCGCCCCCCUGCCCCGCCCCCCCGGGCCCCGCGGGAGUCUUUGCCGCGUUCCGAGAGCCGGGCCGCGAGCACCGCGUGGUGGCGCCCACCUUCGUGCCUUCCGUGGAGGCCUUCGAGGAGCGCGCGGGGCCCAUCCAGAUCGCCUCGCAGGCGCGCGACGCCCGCGCCCGGGAGCGCGACGUGGCCCGGCCCGGGGUCCUCCAGGCCCCUCCCGGCUCCCCGCGAACGGACCCUCGCCCGGAUCUCCCCGAGAUCCUGCGGGAAAAGAACUCCGUGAUCCGCACGCUCAAGCGUCCGCCGCCGCCCGUGCCCGUGCCCGUGCCCGUGCCCGAGGCGGCCCCGGCCCGCGGUGCCCCGGCGCGCGCCUCUCCGGCCCCCAAAGAGCCGCCCAAGCCGGAGGGGGAGCCGCGAGCCUGUGACCGCGCGGCCCGCGGGCCCGGCGCCCACGCUGCCCAUGCCGCCAGCGCCGCCCGGCUCCUCGGCCUGGAGCCCGCGCGCCCGGUUGCGCCCGCCGCCCCCGAGCCCAAGUGGAAGCCGCUGGAGCUGGGCCACCUGGCCACGGCGCAGAUGGCCGCGCUGGCCGCUCAGCACCACCACGCGGGCCGCGCGGGGCCCGGGCCCGGGCCUGACGACGACGCCCUGGCCGCCGCCAAGAAGGCCUACCUGGACCCCGGGGCCGCGCUGCCCCGCAGCCCCGCCGCCUGCGCCCGGCCCGGCGCCGCCGACCUCGGCGAGGCCUCGGCCAUGCAGAGCCUCAUCAAGUACAGCGGCAGCUUCGCCCGCGACGCCACGGCCUUGCGCCCUGCAGGCGCCGGCACCAGGAAGAACCCCUUCGGGGGCCUGGGCACCAUGAAGCCCGAGCCCACGCCCGCCGCCGCCGGAGCCCCCCGAGGAGCCCAGGCCCGUGUCCCGCACCCCGCAGCCCCCGCGCCCACCGCCGGCCGCCAGCUGAAGCGGGACCCCGAGAGGCCCGAGAGUGCCAAGGCCUUCGGCCGGGACGUGCCCGGAGCCCAGGGUGAGGCCGAGGUGCGGCACCCGCCUGUGGGCAUCGCUGUGGCUGUGGCCCGGCAGAAGGACAGUGGGGGCAGCGGCCGGCUGGGCCCCGGGCUGGGGGACCAGGAGCGGCCCUUGUCCCUGAGUAGCGGCAAAGGGCACGGCCGGGCGGAGGAGGGCUGUGUGGACGAGCGCUCCAGACACCGGGAGGAGCGGCUGCUUGGGGGCCGGCUGGACCGGGAGCAGGAGAAGCUGCUCCGGGAGAGUAAGGAGCUGGCCGACCUCGCCCGCCUGCACCCCACCAGCUGCGCCCCCAACGGCCUGAACCCCAACCUCAUGGUGACCGGCGGCCCCGCGCUGGCAGGCUCGGGGCGCUGGUCAGCGGAUCCCGCGGCCCACCUGGCCUCACACCCCUGGUUGCCGCGAUCGGGGGGAUCGUCCAUGUGGCUGGCAGGACAUCCGUACGGCCUGGGCCCCCCGCCUCUGCACCAGGGCGUGUCCCCCGCCUUCCCGCCUGGCCUGGGGAGCUCCCUGCCCUCGGCCUACCAGUUUGUCCGGGACCCCCAGUCUGGCCAGCUGGUGGUCAUCCCCAGUGACCACCUGCCUCAUUUUGCGGAGCUGAUGGAGCGGGCUGCGGUGCCCCCGCUGUGGCCAGCGCUGUACCCGCCCGGCCGUGCCCCCCUGCACCAUGCACAGCAGCUGCAGCUCUUCUCGCAGCAGCACUUCCUGCGGCAGCAAGAGUUCCUGUACCUGCAGCAGCAGGCUGCCCAGGCCCUGGAGCUGCAGCGCAGCGCCCAGCUGGUGCAGGAGCGGCUGAAGACCCAGGAGCAUCGGGCAGACAUGGAGGAGAAGGUGGCCAAGCGGAGCCUGGAAGCCUCGGCCAAGGCCAGCCUGGCCAACUCGGGCCCUGGGCUGCUGCCCCGCAAGCCACCUGGCCUGGGCACGGGGCCUGCCGGGGCCUACGGCAAGGCCGUGAGCCCGCCGCCCUCGCCCCGAGCUUCCUCUGUGGCCGCGCUGAAGGCCAAGGUCAUCCAGAAGCUAGAAGACGUGGUCUCCAAGCCGCCCCCCUAUGCCUACCCUGCCACGCCCAGCUCCCACCCGAGCAGCCCCCCGCCCGCCUCCCCACCGCCCAACCCUGGCCUGCCCCGUAAGGAGGAGGCCCCCGAGAACGUUGUAGAGAAGAAAGAUCUGGAACUGGACAAGGAAGCGCCCAGUCCCUUCCAGAGCUUAUUCUCAGAUAUCCCCCCCAGGUACCCGUUCCAGGCCCUGCCACCCCACUACGGGCGGCCGUACCCCUUCCUGCUGCAGCCCACCGCAGCUGCUGAUGCCGAUGGCCUGGCCCCCGACGUGCCACUGCCCGCUGAUGGCCCUGAGCACCUGGCGCUGUCACCUGAGGACAAACCCAUCCGCCUGUCCCCCAAGAUUCCUGAGCCUCUGGCCGAGGGCCGUGAGGAGCCGCCGCUGGCCCCGCGGGAGGUGAAGGCCGAGGUGGAGGAUGAGGACCAGGGCCCGCCAGAGCUGCCUCCCGUGGAGUCGCCGCUCGCCAUGCCUGUCCCCGACGGCUUGGCGGCUGCCAGCCCUGCGGGUGGCUGCAGAGGCAGCAUGUUGGAGGCCCAGGUGUUGAGGACCACCGUGGAGCCCACGGAGGCCCUAGAACUGGAGGAGGGGGCGGAAGUGCAGGUGGAGAUGCCGGGCCGGACGGAAGCCCUGGAGCUGGGGACCCUGAGCCCCGAGCCCCUGGUGGAGACAAAGGAGGAACCGGUAGAGGUGCCCCUGGAUGUGCCUGCCGACCACCCCGUCGUGGAGGCUGCGCCUGAGGAAACCCUGGUGCAGCCGGCUCUCAGUCAGCCCCAGCCCAGCCUGGAACUGCCUGUUGGAGAGGGGCAGUGCUCGAACCUGGAGGCCCAGGAGGCUGGGCCGGGCCGGGCCUGCUACCUGGAGGAGACCAGCCCAGGCCAUGAGGAUCCCCUGGCCGGCAUGAAUGCCCUGGCAGCGGCGGCCGAGCUGCCCCAGGCUAGGCCUCUGCCCUCCUUGGCCACUGGAGUCCAGGCCGUGGAGAAACCGGACACGACUCAGAACUUGGCCUUGGAGCAGAGCUUCCUGCAAGGCAUCACGCUGCUGAGCGAGAUCGCGGAGCUGGAGCUGGAGAGGAGGAGCCAGGAGGCCGGAGAUGCGGAGCUGGGCCUUCCCGUGCGGCCCUCCCUGGAGAGCCUCCUGGCUGCCAGCAGCCACAUGCUGAAGGAGGUGUUGGACAGCCCCUUUGUGGACCCCCUCAAGAACCUGCGGCUUCCACGGGAGCUGAACCCCAACAAGAAGUACAGCUGGAUGCAGAGGAAAGAAGAGCGGAUGUACGCCAUGAAGUCGUCGCUGGAGGACAUGGAUGCCCUGGAGCUGGACUUCCGGAUGCGGCUGGCCGAGGUCCAGCGGCAGUACAAAGAAAAGCAGCGGGAGCUGGUGAAGCUCCAGCGCCGCCGGGACUCGGGGGACAGGCACGAGGAUUCCCAUAGGAGCCUGGCACGCAGAGGCCCUGGCAGGCCACGGAAACGGACCCACACCCCGAGCGCCCUGUCGCCCCCCUGCAAGAGAGGGAGGAGCCACAGCAGUAGCGGAAAGUUGAGCAAAUCCCUGCUGACGGCAGAUGACUACGAGCUGGGAGCAGGGAUAAGAAAGAGGCACAAAGGAUCGGAGGAGGAGCAUGAUGUCCUCAUGGCGAUGGGAAAAGCCAGGGGGAGGAACCAGAGCUGGGAAGAACAUGAAGCCUCCUCUGACUUUCUAAGUCAGCUGAAAAUUAAGAAGAAGAAGAUGGCCAGUGACCAGGAACAACUGGCAAGCAAGCUAGACAAGGCCCUCUCCCUCACAAAGCAGGACAAGUUGAAGUCGCCCUUCAAGUUUUCGGACCCCUCUGGGGGAAAAUCCAAAAGCAAUGGGGGCUGCAGCAGGUUCUUGACUUCUUAUGACAGUCUGCUGAGCAAGGACAGGAAGGCGCUGGCCAAAGGCCUGGGCCUAUCUUUGAAAUCCUCCAGAGAAGGGAAACACAAAAGGGCUUCCAAAGCCAGGAAGAUGGAGGUGGGGUUCAAGGUCAGAGGCCAGCCCAAGUCGGCCCAUUCCCCCUUCGCCUCGGAAGUGAGCAGCUACUCCUACAAUACGGACUCUGAGGAAGAGGAUGACUUCCUGAAGGACGAGUGGUCUGCUCAAGGCCCCUCCAGCUCCAAACUCACCUCCUCCCUCCUGUGCGGCAUGGUGGCCAAGAACAGCAAGCCAGUGGCAGGCCCUAAACUGACCAAGAGGGGCCUAGCAUCCCCCCGAACUCUGAAAGCCAAGGCAGGUGCUAGCAGAAAGCAGCCUUUCUGCUUGCUGCUUCGAGAAGCUGAGGCCCGCUCCUCCUUCAGCGACUCUUCGGAGAACUCCUUUGACCAAGAUGAGAGCUCAGAAGACGAUGACGAGGAGGAGGAGGAGGAGGAUCUGGAGGAGGAGGAAGAGGAGGAGGAGGAGGAGGAGGAGGAAACUGGCAAUGGUGGCUAUAGGCUAGGCCCCCGAGAGCGGGCUCUGUCGCCAGGCCUGGAAGAGAGUGGGCUGGGUUUGCUUGCACGUUUUGCAGCCAGCGCCCUUCCCAGCCCCACAGUGGGGCCAGCCCUGUCAGUGGUCCAGCUGGAGGCCAAGCAGAAGGCCCGCAAGAAGGAGGAGCGACAGACGCUAAUGGGCACGGAGUUUGAGUAUACGGACUCAGAGAGUGAGGUCAAGGUGCGCAGACAGUCGCCUGCCGGGGUGCUGCGGCCCAAGAAGGGGCUGGGGGAGCCGGGCCCCCCACUGCCUGCGCCCACCACUGGUGCCCGUGGCCCCGGCCCCACCAGCCCAGACAAGACCAAGCUGGCACCGGAGAAGGGGCGCAAGGCCCGAAAACUGCGGGGCCCCAAAGAGCCGGGCUUUGAGGCUGGGCCUGAGGCCAGCGACGACGACCUGUGGACGCGGCGCCGCAGCGAGCGCAUCUUCCUGCACGACGCCAGCGCCGCGGCCCCCACGCCCAGCAUUGCACCUGCGCCCAGGGCCGCCCGCGCCAAGGCCGGCGCCCCCAGCCCGCGCAAGGACGCCGGCCGAGCCAAGGACAGGAAGGACCCUCGUAAGAAGAAGAAAGGCAAGGAGGCCGGGCCCGCCACCUCACUGCCAGCCCCCCGGGUUCCUGCCCUGCCUCCUGAUGCCAGGGCCCCACAUGCUGGGCCCUUGGUGACUGCGAGGAGGAGCAAGGCCAAGCCCAAGGGGAAGGAGGUGAAGAAGGAGAACCGGGGCAAAGGCGGGGCUGUGAGCAAGCUGAUGGAGUGCAUGGCUGCUGAGGAGGACUUCGAACCCAACCAGGACUCCAGCUUCUCUGAGGAUGAGCACUUGCCGCAUGGCGGGGUUGUGGAGCGGCCCCUGACUCCAGCACCGCGUUCCUGCAUCAUUGACAAGGACGAGCUGAAGGACGGCUUGCGCGUGCUCAUCCCCAUGGACGACAAGCUGCUGUAUGCAGGCCACGUGCACACCGUGCAUUCCCCGGACAUAUACCGCGUGGUAGUGGAGGGUGAACGAGGGAACCGGCCCCACAUCUACUGCCUGGAGCAGCUGCUCCAGGAGGCGAUCAUUGACGUGCGGCCAGCCUCCACGCGUUACCUGCCACAAGGGACCAGGAUUGCUGCCUACUGGAGCCAGCAGUACCGCUGCCUAUACCCCGGCACUGUGGUCCGAGGGUUGCUGGACCUUGAAGAUGACGGAGACCUGAUCACCGUGGAGUUUGACGACGGAGACACGGGCAGGAUCCCACUCUCCCAUAUCCGCCUCCUGCCACCAGACUACAAGAUCCAGUGUGCGGAGCCCUCCCCUGCCCUCCUGGUGCCCAGCGCCAAGCGCCGUAGCCGCAAGACCAGCAAGGACACCAGGGAGGGCAAAGAGGGCGCUGGGACGGGCUCGGAGGAGCCGGGAGCUAAGGCGCGAGGGCGCGGGCGAAAACCCAGUGCCAAGGCCAAGGGUGACAGAGCGGCCGCCCUGGAGGAGGGGACUGCCAAGGAGGAGGUCCCCAGUUCUGCCUUGGCCCUGGAGCCAGUCAGUACCCCAAGCUCCAAGAAGAGCACCCCAGAACCUGUGGACAAGCGGGCCAAGGCCGCAAAGGCUCGCCCACCACCCCCACAGCCCAGCCCUGUACCGCCCACCUUCACCAGCUGCCCGGCUCCUGAGCCCUUUGGAGAGCUGCCGGCCCCUGCCACGGCCCUGGCCCCCGCCCCUCUUGUCGCCAUGCCCGCCACCCGCCCAAAGCCCAAGAAGACGCGCGUUGCCGAAGAGUCGGCCACCAAGGGUCCCCGGAGGCCAGCAGAGGAGGCCAAGCUGCUUGUCAAACUGGACCACGAGGGGGUCACCUCCCCGAAAAGCAAGAAGGCCAAAGAGGCCCUGCUUCUGCGGGAAGACCCGGGGGCCGGGGGCUGGCAGGAGCCCAAGGGCCUGCUGAGCCUAGCCAGCUAUGCCCCGGCAGCCGGCAGUGGAGAGCCCAAGACGGCCUGGCCCAAGGCCCUGGAGGGGGACCUCACCCAAGAGCCCGGGCCAGGGCUCCCACUGGAGGGUCCCGAGACCCCCAAGAGCCCGGACAAGGCCCAGGCCGAGCAGGAUGGGGCUGAGGAGUCGGAGACGAACAGCAGCAGCAGCAGCAGCAGUAGCAGCAGCGGCAGCAGCAGCAGCAGCAGUAGUGGCAGCAGCUCAGAGACCGAGGGCGAGGAGGACGGGGACAAAACUGGGGGAGAGGGCCGGGGCGCCGGGGGCCGGCACUGCAGUGCUUCCAGCUCCAGGGCCUCCUCCCCAGCUUCCUCCUCCUCUUCCUCCUCCUCCUCCUCCUCUUCCUCCUCCUCCUCUUCUUCCUCUUCUUCCUCUUCCUCCUCCUCCUCUUCCUCCUCCUCUUCGUCCUCUUCUUCAUCGUCCUCCUCCUCUUCCUCCUCUUCUUCCUCCUCCUCCACCACAGACGAGGACUCCUCCUGCAGUUCCGAUGAUGAGGUGGCGCCCGUGCCCUCGGCCAGCCCCUCCACCCCACCCACCCUGCCCAGCAAGGUGGCCAAGCCAGCCAGCAAGGCCCGCUCCUCGGCCCACUCCCCAGGCAAGAAGGCGCCUGCUGCCCAGCCCCCUGUCCCGCCGCCCCAGCCCCCACCACCCAAGGCCCAGGCCGGGGCCGGGGCCAAGAGCCGACCCAAGAAGAGAGAGGGCGUCCACCUGCCCACCACCAAGGAGCUGGCCAAGCGCCAGCGCCUACCAUCCGUGGAGAACAGGCCCAAGAUUGCCGCCUUCCUGCCCGCCCGGCAGCUCUGGAAGUGGUUCGGCAAGCCCACCCAGCGGCGCGGCAUGAAGGGCAAGGCCCGCAAGCUCUUCUACAAGGCCAUCGUGCGCGGCAAGGAGAUGAUUCGCAUCGGGGACUGCGCUGUGUUCCUAUCGGCCGGCCGGCCCAACCUGCCCUACAUCGGCCGCAUCCAGAGCAUGUGGGAGUCUUGGGGCAACAACAUGGUGGUCCGCGUCAAGUGGUUCUACCACCCCGAGGAGACCAGCCCGGGCAAGCAGUUCCACGAGGGCCAACACUGGGACCCGAAGUCCAGCCGCAGCCUCCCCACGGCCCUGCGUGCCUCGAGCCAGAGGAAGGACUUCAUGGAGCGCGCCCUGUACCAGUCUUCGCACGUGGACGAGAACGACGUGCAGACCGUGUCGCACAAGUGCCUGGUGGUGGGCCUGGAGCAGUACGAGCAGAUGGUCAAGACCAAGAAGUACCAGGACGGCGAGGGCCUGUACUACCUGGCCGGCACCUAUGAGCCCACCACCGGCAUGAUCUUCUCCACAGACGGUGUGCCCGUCCUCUGCUGAGCGCUCCCCGGCCCUGCCGCGGUGCGCCUGGCCAGGUGUGCCAGCGGACGCUCUGCGAGUGUGUACAUGUGUGUACUGUAUGCAUGCACGUGUGUGCACAUGUGCACAUGUCCCUUUGGCGCCCCCAUGCAGGGUUGAGUGUGGCUCGGGGUGGCCCUGGCCAGGACCCGUGCUGGCGUCCCUUGAGCACCCCGUUGACACCUGGCGAGAUCCCCAUGCUCCCCCCCACCCCCCAAGCCUGUGCAGACUGACGUGGUGGGGAGCCAGCUUCUGAGGGACCGGACAGACAUUCACCGCGGGGUUCAGCCACCCGCAGCAUGGAGCUUACCCUCAAGGGUCCCCCAGCAUGGGUUGGGGGUCCCCCAGUGCCAUCCAGACUCAGUGACUAUACCGGGCAUCUGGGCGCCUGCUACGCCCUCCUCCAUGGUCUCAGCGCAGCCUAGACUUGGGGAACAAGCCAGGGGGAGGCAGCCCCAACGCAUCACCCGUGCCAGACCUUCACACUACGAGAACCCCCCUAAAAUGGUGCUGAACCCUGUGCCCGGCCGUGUCCAGCCCCUCCCACAAUAGGGAGGGCCGCUCUUACCUGUACAGUUUUAUUGUACCAAGAGACUCGCCCGUCCUUGUAUCAUACACCUUCAAAUGGAGUCGACUUUUUAAUUAUAUAUAUAAAGAUAAAUAUAUAUAAAUAUAUAUAUAUAAACUUUUUAAAACUGUGAAAAAAAUAGCUAUGAAAUUAUAAAAAAAAAAAAGCAAACACAUUCUGACGUGCAGAAUAUUAUUUUUUAUUUCCUGUUAGAUUGUGAGUGUCUAGCACCCGGCUUCACCGCCAUCCUCAGCCCUUAGCACCCCCGCCCUGCCCAUGUGUACUGUAUGCACCCCCAGAUGGAGAAAGGAGAGAGGGAGAGGGGACCCCGAGCUUGGCCCCUGCUCGGCCCAAAAGCACUUAACCAGCCCCUGCGCCGUCCGGACCCCGGAGGCCCCAGCAGACAAUCUAGAGGAAAGGAAAAGCCAGACUUCGGGUUUUGUUUUGUUUUGUUUUGGGAGGGUGGGGGAGUUAUUGUUUGCCUUUUUCUUUUUUUUUUUUUUAAGUUUCUUUUGGAAUUUUGUUUGUUGGCAAAAAUUCUGUGUGAUCUUUUUCAUAAAAAAAAAAAGAAAAAAAGAUUUAAUUGGAAAAAUACUGUUGCUUGGAGUGAUUUCUUUGAGGUGUGGGUGGUUCGUUCUGGGAGCCGCCAGCCACAUCAGGCACUGGACGUGGAGGCAGAGGAGCCACUGGUUGUGUGGGACUA